Orbilia oligospora ATCC 24927 is the source of this 3399-nucleotide messenger RNA. RefSeq lists its product as uncharacterized. The transcript is spliced from 6 exons. NCBI's taxonomy places the organism in Eukaryota, Fungi, Ascomycota, Orbiliomycetes, Orbiliales, Orbiliaceae. Bases 1 to 3399 code for a protein of 1132 amino acids. Gene Ontology annotation, molecular function: protein binding. The record is from RefSeq and is a predicted model, not a curated record.
AUGAACAAGACUACGUUCAACAACCCCGGAAAUCACGUAGGGAUUCAAGGAAACGUUUACAACCAUGGGUCCAUUGUCAUUGCUAAGGACAAACAUUCGAGGGAAAAAUUAAAGAAAAAAGAAAGAGAAAUCCUAAGGAAACUUGAUAAGUCACCCUACCAAGACCGAAAAGAUCGAAAUCCAGAUCGAGUCAGCGGGACAUGCGAGUGGUUUGUGGGUCACGAGCUCUUUAAAGACUGGCAAGAGAAUAAGACAUCGACAUCAAGAACACUUUGGGUAUCCGCAGAUCCUGGAUGCGGAAAAUCAGUCCUCGUAAAAUAUCUGGUCGAUUCCAUCCUUCCAACCACCGAGUCUAGAACAACAUGUUAUUUCUUUUUCAAAGACGACUUCGAAGAUCAAAGAAGCGCUACUAUUGCUUUGUGCAGUAUUCUACGUCAACUUUUUAUACAAAAACGUAUCCUGCUUUCUGAAACGAUUAUCGAGCAGUUCGAGAUCGCUGAAGGGCCCACAAGCUCAUUUAGCGGACUUUGGAAUAUCCUACUCAACGCAGCAAAGGACGAAAACGCCGGCCAGAUCGUCUGUAUCCUCGAUGCAAUUGACGAAUGCGAAGAUCUGGGAAGAUCCCAACUCGCUCAAGCACUACGCAAAUUAUACAGCACGGACAGCAUUCUCAAUUUGAGGUUUCUCCUGACUAGCCGACCUUAUGGUGAAAUUCGACGCAGCUUUCAGCCUCUAAAGACCCUGGGAUUACCUAAGGGACCGGAUGCAGGACCAAAACUACCUGGUGCUAUACCCAGAACACACAAAAGCGUUACUGGAUUACCAGUCAUUCACCUAAGUGGGGAGAGCGACGCCGAAGUGACGAAAAUUUCACAUGAAAUUGAUACUUUCAUCAGAGUCAGAGUUCGAGAUAUCGGGGCACGGCUAAAGCUUAGACGUAAAGAAAAACAUCUUUUAUUAAAAAAGCUUCUACAUGUUCCUAAUAGAACAUAUUUAUGGACUCAUCUCGUUCUCAACUUAAUCGAGAGCGAUAUUAAUAUCGAUAAAACUGGCAUAAUCAAGGCGACUUCCUAUCUUCCGAAAACGGUUAAUGACGCAUACGAGAAAAUUGUAUCUAAAAGCCGCAAUUUUGAGGAAACAAAGCGACUACUACACAUCGUAGUCGCGGCAGUACGGCCCUUAACUCUGAAGGAAAUGAACCUGGCAUUAGCGCUUAAGAGCAAUCAGCGGUCAUAUAAAAACCUUAAACUCAAAUCAGAAGAUCGUUUUAGAGAGUGUGUACGGGAUCUUUGCGGCCUCUUUGUGACAGUCAUACAUUCGAGAAUCUACCUACUUCACCAAACUGCAAAGGAAUUUUUGAUUCAAAACGAUUUAACGGAUCUCCCUAAAAGGACCCAGGGCGAGCCCAAAUGGAAACACUCGAUUAGGCUGUUGGAUUCUCACCUAGUUCUUGCUAGGGUAUGUAUCCGACACCUGCUUUUUGCAGAAUUCGAAAACCACCCCCUGGGUAAAAACUCAAUAUCCCAAUACACCGAGAAUCACGUAUUUCUGGAUUAUUCUGCCAAGCAUUGGGCGACUCAUGUCCUAGAGUCACGGAUGGAAGCUAAUAAUAUAAAAUCGAGAUCCAUUCUAAGAUUAUGCGAUGCAAGGUCAAAGGGCUGCCUAACUUGGUUGAGAAUCUAUUGGACAACCCAAAAUAUAGAUUUCCCGGAGCAGAAUUUUACCAGCCUUAUGAUUGCAUCGUAUUUUGGACUAAUAACAGCGAUAAAACAUUUUCUUGAAUUGGAGGGCUCUGGUGUAAACUCUGAAGAUGGUACACACGAGCGAUCAGCACUAUCUUGGGCUGCAGGGAAUGGACACAAAGCCGCUGUUAAGGUGCUGACCAAUAUCAAUUGGCCUCGAUGGGGUGCGGGGAUACUGUACAGACAGAAACUUCAGAUUGAUUCUGUGGAUAGGUACGGCCGAACACCGCUAGUUUAUGCAGUUUGGAGCGGAAAUGUGAGAACAAUUGAACUCUUACUCAAUUUGGGAGCACGCGUCGACCUAAAGGAUAGAGUUGGAGGGACACCGUUAUCUUAUUCCAUUUGUAGUGGAAAUGAUAAUGUAGUAAAGCUAAUUCUGAAGCGUGGAACCACGACGGCGAUCGGCUCAAAGAAAGCUAUAAUUCGGUCAUUACUUUUUUCUAGUGUGAACGAAGGCGAUAAGGACGUCAUUAUGCUACUGCUUGAUACAGGGCUGGCCGACCCUGAUCUAGAAAAUAAAUAUAAUCAAACGCCACUGUCUUGGGCCAUAGAGGCUAGGAGUUUGGUGGUUUCGCAGCUUCUUCUUGCUCGAGGAGCGAAAAUAAAUUACAAAUAUUAUAUUGCUGGAGUAAGUGAAACUAGCGCUGUUCUGAAUCAGGGUUUACUUCUUAUGGGUUACUGGGGGUACGUCGAUCUAACCUUUGCUGAAAACGUCUACUUGGUCAAUUCAAUAACUAAAAUCACGACACCACUAUCACGAGCCAUACUGAAUGACGAUAUUAGUAUGGUAGAGCUGCUUCUCAAAAAUGGUGCUCAGCCGGACUUAGAAGAUGGAGAUGGAUGUAGACCACUUGUACACGCAAUACGGCGAGGAGGUGCCGUAAUAGUGCAACAUCUAAUUGCCGGUGGUGUGCAAACAAGAUUUCUUUAUAACGAUACACCAUUAUCGUAUGCUGUGCAAACUGGCGAUCAUAAAGUUGUGAAACUGCUUUAUAACAAUGGCUAUAAAAUAAACUUGGUACAUGAAUUGAUACCACUCCUACAAACCUUGGAAGAAAACGAAACACAUUUCUCCUCCACUACAGCCACUAUUUGGACAGAUUCUGUCAAAGGCGAACUUACCGAAAGCAGCUUAAGGGAGUAUUUAAGCACAGGCGAAGAUAUCAACGGACGGUUUACAGCUCAAUGCUUUACCCCUCUCAUGGGCGCGGUUUUGAAGGGCCAUCAGGAAGUAGUCACAAUCCUCAUCGAUAACGGGGCAGACGUCGGUCUCCGAGCAGGGGAUAUGGAGGUCACUGCUCUUUGGCUAGCGAUGUCAGCGCCUAUCCCUCAGCGAGGGUUAAUCGUCACACAACUACUUCGCAGUAAACAAGAUAUUAAUGCGAUUAAUACUAACACCGGGAAUACACCGCUGAUGCAGGCGAUUUCUAUAGCCAAAGAUCCCGAAAUGGUUAAUAAAUUGGUUGAACAAUGCGCCAAUGUGGAGAUAAAGAACUAUGAUGGUAAAACUGCGAAGGACUUGGCAAUGAUGGAAGAGAAUCCAAGCCUGUACAGCUCAGCAUUCUCUCGUGAAGCUGCUUUUGAAAGAUAUAUGCAGUGCGCUCUCGCCCGGAUGCAAGCCGUACGUCUCGCAAUGGAAUCCGAGGGUUUUCGCUAG